AUGGAGUUGGCCAAUGGGACCACAGUCCAGGAAUUCAUUCUGCUGGGAUUUGGAGUUGAGCAGCAGAAGCGGUUCAUUCUCCUCACCUUUUUUUCUGUUCUCUACAUGCUGACUUUGGUGGAGAACAUCACCAUUAUCACCCUGGUGCUUGUAGACACCCGCUUGGCCCAGCUCCCCAUGUACAUCCUCCUGAGCAACUUCUCCUGGCUGGAGAUGUGCUACGUAACCACCACUGUGCCCCGGAUGCUUUAUGACCUGGCAUUCCCUCAUGGAGUCAUCUCCUUCCAGGCCUGCUUCUUCCAGUUCUAUAUCUUCUUCUCUCUUGGCUGCACCGAAUGCUUCUUCCUCUCAGCUAUGGCCUUGGAUCGAUAUCUGGCUAUUUGCCAUCCACUGCAGUAUCCAAAAAUCAUGUCCAAAGAAACCUGCUAUACCCUAAUAAGCGCAACUUGGACCAUUGGAUUCUUGGGUUACAUUGUCCCUGUGACUUUGAUCUCCAGGUUGUCCUUCUGUGGCCCCAACAUCAUUGACCAUUUUGUGUGUGAUCCUGGUCCCAUCCUGUCACUGGCCUGCCCCCCGCUGGAUAAUAUCCCCCUUGUUUGGCAGUUUUCCAUGAAUGUUCUAGUGAUCUUGGGUAAUUUUUUAUUUGUUUUACUGUCCUAUGGUGUUGUCAUUUUCACCCUGAUGAAAUCCUCUAAUAAAGGUAGUCGUGGGAAGGCUUUCUCCACCAUUUCCUUCCACCUUUUGGUUGUGAUCCUCUUUUACGGCCCAGUGGUAGGGAUGUACGUAGCUCAAGUUGGAGGAAGUCAUUCUCAGGUCAGUAAAACAGUAACAGUCUUCUACACAGCCAUCACACCUUUUCUCAACCCCCUGAUUUAUUGUUUGAGGAACAAUCAGGUGAAAGAGGCACUGUGGAGGCUGCUGAGAAGAAAGGAAAGGUGGCUGAGAAGGAAAGUGACAGUGUAA
Sceloporus undulatus (fence lizard) is the source of this 963-nucleotide messenger RNA. RefSeq names its product olfactory receptor 11H6-like. The transcript has a single exon. Bases 1 to 963 code for a protein of 320 amino acids. Gene Ontology annotation, molecular function: G protein-coupled receptor activity; olfactory receptor activity. Gene Ontology annotation, biological process: G protein-coupled receptor signaling pathway. Gene Ontology annotation, cellular component: membrane. The record is from RefSeq and is a predicted model, not a curated record. Lineage: Eukaryota; Metazoa; Chordata; Lepidosauria; Squamata; Phrynosomatidae.